AGCGGGACGCAGUGAGACAGACCGGACCGCGGAGCAGUGAGACCGGUGUUUGUGUAUAUAUAUUUAUUUAUACAUACAUAUAUGUGUGUGUGUGUGCGCGCGCUCCACAUCCGGUCGACUCAUUCCAGUCAGUAUUAGUUAUUAGUUAUUAGUUUGCUCCAGUGUCGCGCGCGGACUGAUCGGUAAAAAUGGAUGUAACAGAGAGCCGCUGUGAUCUGACUUACUGCAAGAUGAGGGGGAUCGUUUCCGUGCUCACCGCCUUCAUCAAAGAAAGGAAGAUGGGCUUAAACGAUUUCAUUCAGAAGCUGGUCUCCAACCCUCACAUCUGCCAACACUCUCAAGUAGACCAUUUCACGAAGAUUGACGAGAACCAGAACGAGGAAACGGGAAGAGACGGCGAAAUCGACUCACCUCAGAUGUGCCUGACCUCCCCAAGGAGCUCGCUAGCCGAGGAGAUUCAGAUAAAGCCCUGCGACUUUGACUACCUGAGGAUCAUCGGCAAGGGGAGUUUUGGGAAAGUUCUGCUGGCCAGACACAAAGAAACGGAACAGUACUACGCUGUGAAGGUGCUCCAGAAGAAGAUCGUUCUGAAGAAGAAAGAGCAAAAGCAUAUCAUGGCUGAGCGCAGCGUUCUGCUGAAGAACAUCAAACACCCGUUCCUGGUGGGGCUUCAUUACUCCUUCCAGACCACCGACAAGCUCUACUUUGUGCUGGACUACGUCAAUGGAGGCGAGUUGUUCUACCACCUCCAGCGAGAGAGGAUUUUCCUGGAACCCAGAGCUCGGUUCUACGCUGCUGAGAUCGCCAGCGCUCUUGGCUACCUCCAUUCCCUGCAUGUCGUUUACAGAGAUCUCAAGCCGGAGAACAUCCUCCUGGACUCUCAGGGCCACAUUGUACUCACUGAUUUUGGCUUGUGUAAGGAGGGACUGGAACCCGACGACACCACCAGUACAUUCUGUGGCACUCCAGAGUAUUUGGCACCGGAGGUCCUGCAGAAGCAAGCGUAUGACCGCACGGUGGAUUGGUGGUGCCUCGGGUCUGUCCUUUAUGAGAUGCUUUACGGAUUGCCACCUUUCUACAGUCGCAACACAGCUGAGAUGUACAACAACAUCCUGCACAAGUCUCUGGUGCUGAAGCCGAACGUGUCCAACGCUGGGCGCGAGCUGCUCGAGGGGCUUCUACAAAAGGACCGCACCAAGAGGCUGGGAGUGAAGGAUGACUUUCUGGAACUCAAGAGCCACAGCUUCUUCUCACCCAUCAAUUGGGACGACCUGAUGGCCAGGAAGAUCACGCCUCCUUUUAUUCCCUCAGUGUCGGGUCCCACAGACCUCCGGCACUUUGACCCUGAGUUCACCCACUUGCCUGUCUCCACUUCCGUGUCCAACUCCGACAACCUGCACUUGACUAGCAGCGUCCGAGAGGCAGCCGGCGCUUUCCCAGGCUUUUCAUAUGGCCCUCCAGCCGACUUCGCCUUCCAGUAGUCUCUUCCAGUCCCCCAGAGUCCCCACAAUUCAGACCAAAAACCUGCAACACAGGAUACAUGCUCGGCACACACGAGGGACCAUAAUGGAGUUAGGACGACUGACUCAGUGUGGACGGUUGUGAUCGUCCGUGUGAGAUUUACGGAACUCGAGAGUCACGACUUUGCAAAAAAUGGACUACACCCCUGAAGCACCCGUGUGCCAAGUGUCUGGACGAGGAAAUUCCUUAUCUGGGGGAGGUUAAGAAGUGCCUGGGCAUUUUAAAGAGUUAAUGACUAGAAUGGCCAGGCUUUUGGAUAAAGCUCAUGGUACUGAAUCAGAUGCCUUUUGGAUUUGCAUACGAUCAAACUUUGCAGACGGAAAGUUAUAUGGUAUAAAUGGUACUUUAAUGCAAUAUUGCACAUGAGGAGGACAAAAAAGUAUGAUGGAAACUGUUCGUAUCUGAUAGCUAGAGAUUUUCACUGUAAAAAUGGUGACCUUUGUAAUUGGACAUGUUUAUACGCAUUACAUAAACACCUAGAAAUUAAAAUUUCCUAAUUCUGCAUCACUAAGAUAACUCCAGGGUUUACUUGGUGUUGUCGCCCCCCCCACCCACCCACCCAAAGUAUCUGAUUAUAUCCAUCUCCAAAAUCUCUUAGCUGUUAUUCAGUAGAUAUCUCGAAUGUUGUGUCUUACAAGGACUUCCUUCUUGUUUCUCUUCAAAGCCAGCACUUUCAUACUCUGAUGUGUGCUUAUGGAAUUUGCUUGCUAAUAUAAAUAUCAUGAAAUGAGAGAGGCUUUAUUUUAAUACAAGAAAUAAAAUAAAAUUGAAAAUAAAAAUUGCAUCACGCUCAGUCACAUGGAUGUCAUAUAUAUAUAUAUAUAUAUAUAUAUAUAUAUAUAUAUAUAUAUAUAUAUGUAUGUAUGUAUGUGUAUAUGUUCUAGGUCAAGCACUGAAGGAACCUCAAAUCUUUCGAUUCACAAACAUCGCCUGUUUGAAUAUUUUACACACACUGUGACCGGAGUGUGCUUUUUCCCUCCCUCCCAUCACUCUCUUAUAAAUCUUUCCUACUGUGCAAUGAAAUUUGACUUCACGCUGAACAGCAAAUGAUUAGAAAUAUUAGUAGCUGCUUCUAGACUACUUCUCAGAUAAAAGAUAAAACCGCGGUAAAUUUCGACAGGCCUUUCAUAAUUUGAUAAAUGAAAAGGUGCGUAUGUUUGUACUGUUGGACCAAUCUAACCUUCUGUAGAAACAUAAGUUUAUUUUCUUCCAUAUUUGGAAGUUUAUCGCUUUAUUUUGUACAUUUUCAUGUAUAUUUAUUUUACAUGGCAUUCUGUACCAUAUUUUAGAAUUUAUUCAAUAUUUAACUGUGAUGUUUAUUAAAUGUUAAAUAAAUCCAAUAAAGAAAACACUUAUUUGGGUGAUUAAAAUAC
This is a messenger RNA of Ictalurus punctatus (channel catfish), 2894 nucleotides long. RefSeq names its product STKc_SGK domain-containing protein. The record is from RefSeq and is a predicted model, not a curated record. Gene Ontology annotation, biological process: protein phosphorylation. The transcript has 13 exons. Bases 189 to 1481 code for a protein of 430 amino acids. Lineage: Eukaryota; Metazoa; Chordata; Actinopteri; Siluriformes; Ictaluridae. Gene Ontology annotation, molecular function: ATP binding; phosphatidylinositol binding; protein serine/threonine kinase activity.